Porites lobata is the source of this 3533-nucleotide messenger RNA. Lineage: Eukaryota; Metazoa; Cnidaria; Anthozoa; Scleractinia; Poritidae. The record is from the annotation of a GenBank genome assembly.
AGAGGUUUGUUAGAUAUCAAAAUCGGCCAAAUCAGCCAUGAGUAAAACACAUCCGCCAGAGUUAAAAAAGUAAGUUUGUCCUUUGGAAAUUUCUUCGAAAGUUGAAGAUGUUAAUUUUUUUGCGCGAACGUCGAUUAAUGAUGUUUUCCCCACCUGAACUUAGUUGUCAUGUGCAAAGUGAACACUGGUAAACAGCAAGCUCGUGUGACAAUGAACGCUCCCUUGUUUAAUUUAUCUUGGGGCUUUUUGGUAGAAGAUAAUAUCAUAACUUAUUAGCAACAUUUUUGCUUCAUUUUUGACAAAAUAUUGGCUCCAUCGUUUGCCUUAAUUCAUUUUCCUUUAGUAACUUAUUACUACAUUGUAAGUGGUGUGUCAACACCUGCAUGUCUCGUAGCUCUUUAUGUGCGCUUGAAGAUCUCAUAGCACAAGACAAAAGCUGAUUGCGGCAUAUCUUUUUUUCCUCUUUUCAGGUACAUGGAUAAAAGACUUUCUUGUAAGUGAACUCAACUGCAUGUUUUAUGAUUAAGUGUUGUAUUUGAUUCUGGCCUUACUUCUGUUUUGGCUUUCUUUUAUUUAUGGACCUAAAUAUCUUGGUUGGUGCACGAUAUACCAAGUGAAUAGCAAGUCUCGAGUUAAGUCACAAAGAGCACAACAAUGAUCCCUAGCCCUUACACAAUAACACAAAAAUUCACACAGGAGAAGGAGACAAUAGUCCAUAUAUUCACUUGGUAUAUUGAGCAUCACCCAGUAUCUUUAUCUUUAAAGGAAAAGACUUGAAAAUAGGGACUGAGUAACUGUGGUGGUAAGAUUUCCGUAUUAUCCGAUACAGUUAUUAUGCAUACAUGUUUCAACUCUACUCAUGUUAACUAUUUGUGAGAAAAAGUGUGAAAUUACUGCCUGCAUAAUAAAUGUAUGGUGUUAUAAGGAAAUCUUGUCACUGUGGCUAAAGGAGCAGGGACUAAAUUAACAAUUUCUUGUCUGUGAGCAGGGCUGUCAACCCCCCACAUCUUCAUUAAAUGUUGAGAAUUGAUAGGGAAGGGAUGACAGAUACAUCAUAUCACACAGCACUUGACGUCAUUUGUGCAAAAAAUACUCUUUGAGCUGAUCGACGUACAUACCCCAUAAAACAGUUCAUAUUAACCCUUUCGUGCGCAAUUUCCUGGGAAGGCAAAGGCCGCUAAAAAUACUACCAACAAAAAAUUUAUUCCUUGGCAUCGAUCUUGAUAGUAUGAUGUCAAAAAUUGACCUAGACUGUUUCGGGAUACAUUAAAUUGAAGCUAGCCCGCAUUCGGUAACAGAAAACCAAAUAACCUAUUUUUGAGAAUUUUUUAAAAAUUAAAAACUUGACAAAAGUGUGUCUCAAAAUAGUUGCCUAUAAAGUUUAUCACCGCAUGAUUACUCCACACAGCAACAUACAUCAAAGCCAGUGAGAAAAAUCGAUCCAAUGUCACACAAGCUUUAUUUUGAAACCAAGAAAGCAAAAUAAACGGUGUUAAAACUAUGAAAGAAUGGCUAAAAUCUUUGACUGGUCGAUACAAAAUGGCGCUAUUUGCAUAUGUUUCUUUGUAAAAUGACAAAUUUUGCUUCGAGUUACCUUUCAAGCCUAUAAAUCCAGCACCUUUCCUCGACAGCACCACACACUUAAAAGUUCAACUGUUUGAAUCUUAAGCCUCGUAGUUCGCUGAAGAACUCAUCGAAAAACACGACCAUUACCGCGAAAAAUCCCCAAAAAUAUAACCGAAGCUGAAAGAUCUUCGUCUUCCGUCGCCAUUAUUUGAGUUCGCGUGCCGCUGAGGUCGAUAAAAUAUCGAAAAUUUGACCAAAAUUGAUCAUACAGACACAAAAUGUCGCCCAUGUUGUUCUCUUUCUUGAUCAAGUCACCACAGGCUACCCAAGACUCAUGCAAAUGUACGCUGACCAUUUUUCUGCAGAUCCCUUCCGAUCGUACGAAUUCGUACGAUUGCGCACAAAAGGGUUAAGCAACAAAAUUGCUUAAAUUACAAUGGUCUAUUGAAGUUUUAUGAGGAAACAUUCGCUGUUAAUAUUAAAAUAGCUUAAACAUUUCAGAAUAGUUGAAAUAUUAUUGUCGGAAAGUCGAGUCUUCAAUGAUUUUCCGGGAGAUUUCAGGAUUUAACCUGGAGACCGAGAGAUAUGGUCCAAAAUCUGGAGUUUCCUAGAUUAUUCAGGAGAGUUGACUGCACUGUCUGUUGGCUAUUUCAGAAACUGAGUAAUAGUUCACCACUGCAAUAGUCCCUUAGUGCACUGCAAUUAAACACCAACCCAGUCCCUAGCACAACCUUAAAGUUGAGAGAAAUCAGAAGGGUGUCUAAUGAUUUCACUUUCAAAUGGCCCAGAACCAUUUUUCAUUUCAUGGCUACUUCUUUUAGUACAAAUGAAAUAGAGAAAAAACCCAAUACUAUACCUAACAGGAUACUUACAUGUGCAAGAUGGAGCUGUUUUGCCAGCUUGGGAUGAAAAUGACCUUGUCUAGGCAGUCCUUGCAAAAUAUAGUCAUUGAAGUGUGGAUCAAGAUAGUGUAAAAUGUAACAAUAACCUUGAUUUCUUUCAGUAAAGCUAAAUGGCAGUCGACAUGUGACCGGUGUACUCAGAGGUUUUGAUCCAUUCAUGAAUCUUGUGCUGGAUGAAGCAGUGGAAGAAGUUUCAGCACAAGAGAAACAUAACAUUGGAAUGGUGGUAAGUCAAAGUCGCCCUGAUUUAGUCUUGUUAUCAUAACUCCUCUCAUCUCAGUGACACCUUUUGUGAUACUCAGACCUUUGUCUUACUUCUCAUUUCUGUUUUCAUUAAAAUGCAACAUCAAGUCAAAAGAUUGAAUGAACAGUUGCAUUCUUUAGCUUGGUCAUUCAUAAUGAAGGUGAAAUAAAGCAAACAAAAUGGAUCGAAAUCUACCAGUAUUAUUACAUGUACAACCUACAGACUUGACCUUUAGAACCCCCUGAAGAUAACCCAUUUUUCCUUGAGAUAUAAGAGUAUUGCAUACACUUCUGAGUACAUAUCUUCAGAAUAUGUACAUUUGUAAGGUCAGGAGCUUAGUAAUGGGUGAUUGGAAACAAUGCCAAAAUACUGUUAUUGACACAGAGGUUUUGAAGUUUCUUUGUUAAUUUGAAAAGAGAGGGUUUUAAAAAAUGCAUCGGACUGUGUGGACUGACCUUCCUUAAUAAACUUUGUUGGAGAAAGAAACUUUAAAAAACUGUUUCAUUUUCAUUCAGCAAAGUUAUCAUUAGCUGGCAGUGAAAUUCUCUAUAAAUUUCCUUUUUUGUGUGUUAACAUUCUUCCAUGUCUCGUAAGUUGCCUAGCUAAACUCAAAAUGUUGCCCUUAGGCUCAGCAAAUUUUUUAUUCUUUUUAGGUGAUCAGAGGAAAUAGCAUUGUAACAAUGGAAGCAUUGGACAGAAUAUGAUGAUAAAACAUGGUGCUUAGUUUUUCUUGUUAUAUUAAUAAAAUUAUAGCCUGUAGUUUUUCUUUCAAUCAUUGUGGACCUUCAAGUCCUUGUAAAUAUCUUUUUGUGCAUUUAUUU